Messenger RNA from Lodderomyces parapsilosis, 1974 nucleotides. RefSeq names its product cyclin (gene HGC1). The record is from RefSeq and is a predicted model, not a curated record. The transcript has a single exon. NCBI's taxonomy places the organism in Eukaryota, Fungi, Ascomycota, Pichiomycetes, Serinales, Debaryomycetaceae. Bases 1 to 1974 code for a protein of 657 amino acids.
AUGAUCGCUACUACUAAAGCACCAAGUCCAAGAAGCUUUGAUUUUUUCCCACAAAACAAAAGGACUCAUUACCCCGGUUUGCCACAAUUUCAUCAAGUACCUAGAACUCCGCCUGCUCCACCGUAUGCUCGAUCAUGUAUGCAAUCACACUCCUCCAAGCAAUUCGAACAAGAAUUGUAUUCCUCCCACUUGUACUCAUCAGAAGUGUCCACGCACGAACAAGCUGUAUCUGAAUACGACAUGGAGGUAUAUGAAACUAUGCUUGAACAAAUUGAACAAAAUAAACCAAAUGUCAAUCUUUACAAACAACAACCUUAUCUUACCCCAGCAGUUAGAGUGAAACUCGUUGAGUUUCUUCUCAAGAUGUCAGUGAGGUUAAAGAUUCUACCAUUUGUAUUUUAUAAAGCAGUGCGCUUGUUUGAUAGAUACUGUUGCAAGCGUAUUGUAUUAUUGGAUCAGUCGCAAUUGAUAAUCACUACAUGUUUAUGGAUUGCUAGUAAAAUCAAUGGUGGUAACAAUCAUUUCGUUAAUAUGAAUAAUAUGAACAAAUGUGUUGAUGGAUUUAGGGUCAUUGGUGAUUUAGGUUAUGGAAGUGGUGGUAAAUUCAUCGGUCCAACUGAAAGGUUUAGAUUACCUAAAUUACAUGAAUUGGUUAAAUUGUGCGGUGCCAAAUGUAAAUACGAUAUGGGGAUGUUUAAGCAAAUGGAAUUGCACAUCUUGACCACUUUAGACUGGAACUUAUGUGAUCCACUGAUUGAAGAAUUUAUUGUCAAGAGUAAUGAAUUUUGCACUUGUCAAGCUUCUGGAUCAAACGAAGGUGACAUUAGUACCGGGGAAAUGUUUAAAGUCAAGGAGUAUUUGAGUUAUAUUUCCUUGUACUCAUUUGAUUUGAUUGAUGUAAACAUGCUUGAAGUCGGCCAAGUUAUAUCAGACUUGAUUAAUGAUGUGUUUCAAAUUGAAUUCAAUACUAACAACUAUCAAAUCGUCCAAGCUCCAAUUACUUUGGCUUCUCGUUCAAGCUAUUCCUUGUCACGUAUUGAUAUUGAAGUAACCCAAUACAAGAUGAUUAAAAAGAGUUUAAUCAAAUCGAUUUUGAACACUUCGGAGUAUAUGUUGAAUUUGUUCAAUACAAGUGGUCCUCAAUACAUGUAUCGUGCUGUGGUUAAUGGUUGGACACCAAUCAACAAUGGAGCCGCCGCAGUAGCAGCACCGCCAUUGCGUAUGUAUCAAGAUUACAAUGCAAUGAGGACUGCUUCGUUAUCAUCAUAUGAACUGGUUUCAGCUCCAUCUCCAACUGGUUCUGCAUAUUCGACAAACUCAUUAGGAGGAGCACCAAGCACAGUGGUUACGCCACCUACUCCAUUUAUGCAAAUACUGGCCAAUAUGAUGGCCAAUAAAUCAACCAACAAUAUGAUGUCGACCCCGCCAGAUGCCAAGAGCAAGUACAGUAAUUUCGGUGGCGUGUCUCAACCACCAAAACAAGCACCACCGCCACCGAAUGUUUCAACAGCAACAUCAUCAACAAUGCCACAUCUGUUUUUUCCAAAUGCACAUCCGGAUCAACAACAACCAGCACCAGGACCAGCACCGCCACUCCAUCAUUACAAAUCAACACCGGUAUUGAAAAACUUUGAAUUACAGUAUCAACUGCAACAACCACUUCGUGUCAAUACCAACAUAACACAAGGACAGAGUAGCAAUUAUUCAACCACCUCAUCAUCAUCCUAUCCAUCAGCAUCUUCCUCUGCUGUCUCAUCAGCAACCACGACCAACUCCAACGUGUUUGACAAACCAAUGUUUACUUACAAUGCCAAUCGAAGUGCCACCGCUCUUUCAAUUGGUGAUGGUGGAAGUAAUAGUAGUAGUGGCUAUUUGCUGAGAUCAACUACUCCAAUGAGUGAUGUUGAUGCUACAAUGAGUGCAAGCAAGAGUCCAGGCAGUAUUUUCAUCGCAAUGGAGAGAAUGAGGACCUAA